Molecule: messenger RNA, 2438 nt
Organism: Podarcis muralis (Common wall lizard)
Lineage: Eukaryota; Metazoa; Chordata; Lepidosauria; Squamata; Lacertidae
Source: RefSeq, a predicted model, not a curated record
UCUCCGGCGCGGGCGGCGUUUUCUGCCUCCGGUCUCUGCCCCGCGGCGCUCGCGAUGCUGGUCCAGUUCGCCCCGCUGCGCCUGCCGCUGCGCCGCCGCCUCCAAACCGCCGCGGUGCUGCAGUGGGUCUUUUCCUUCCUGGCGCUGGGCCUGCCUCUCUCCCCAGCGCAAUGCUGCCUGGUCUUGUUCCUCAUCUUGCUCCUGGGAGACGGCUGGGUGCUGGCUGUCCUCUACGCCGCCUGGCUGUACCUGGACUGGGAGACCCCGGCCAGAGGGGGACGUCGCUCCAACUGGGUCCGCAACUGGGCUGUGUGGCGCUACUUCCGAGACUACUUCCCCAUGACGCUGGUGAAGACGGUGGAUCUGGACCCCUCGCGCAACUACCUCUUCGGCUUCCACCCCCACGGAGUGCUGGUGGCUGGCGCCUUCGGGAACUUCUGCACGGAGGGCACCGGCUUCUCUGCCCUCUUCCCGGGACUCACCUCACACCUGCUGAUGCUCCCCUUCUGGUUCAAGGUGCCCUUCUUCCGAGACUACAUCAUGAGCGGCGGGCUGGUUUCCUCAGACAAGAGCAGCGCCGCCUACCUCCUUGGCCACGAAGGCGGGGGCCAGGUGGCCGUGAUCGCUGUUGGGGGGCCUCCCGAGUCGCUUGACGCCCGACCCGGAGCUCUGACCCUCCAGCUCCGCAGCCGCAAGGGCUUCAUCAAGAUGGCGCUGCAGCACGGAGCUGCCCUGGUCCCCGUCUUCUCCUUUGGGGAGAACGAGCUCUUCAACCAGGUCUCCAACCCCCAGGGCUCCUUCAUCCGGGCAGCGCAGGAGCGGCUCCAGAAGGCCAUGGGGCUGGCGCUGCCCCUCUUCCACGCCAGGGGGGUCUUCCAGUACAACGUUGGGCUCUUGCCGUUCCGGAGGCCCAUCUACACCGUCGUGGGGGCCCCGAUCCUCGUGCCCAAGACCCCCCACCCGUCAUCCGAGGCCAUCGACGAGCUGCACAAAACUUACCUGGAGAAGCUCAACCAGCUCUUUGAGGAGAACAAGGCCGCAUACGGCCUCCCCGAAGACAGGCACCUCGAAAUCGUGUAGGGCAGCGUGGGGGAGAGAAACCCUUGGACACCCUCCCACCCCGAAAGAAAUCCCCUGUGGGGAGAGGACGGGGUGUCACAGCCUAUUUCCUGGACUGCAUGAAGGGGUUUCUGGCGAAGGAGAUGGAUAAGGAACCAUUCCAAUACUGGGGGGUCCCCCAGUCUCAGGAGGGGGGGCACCCUGAUUUUUGACCCUUGAAGGAUUCCAGGGAAGGAGGUGGAGGGGGGGGUAAUGUGCACUUAAAUGGGGGGGAGCUGGAUAAUGGCUGCUUUUAUGAAAGCUGUAUAUUUGCCUCCUGGGGGGUAGCUCCCUGUUCUGUGCCUGCCUGAACCAAGGGGGAUGUGGGUUGCCCCCCCCCAUGUAUGAAAUGCUCCUUCAGCCUCUAAGCAUUCCCCCCCCCCCGUUCUCCUUCUGCAGAAGUAAUAAAGGGCAGAAUUGUCUUUUCAAAAUGAUGUGCGGUGCAGGGUUUGUGCAAAAGUUGCCUGCCCUCCUUGCCCCCUUUACCUGGUUCAGAGAUGGGCUGCCACCUUCUUCUCCUACUGCCCCCCCCCCAAUCCACUCCUGAAAAAUACAGCAUGGAGAAAGCGGCAUGGAUGAAAUAGUCGCAUAGUGCAGAGUUUAACUGCGGAACUCCCUCAGGCUGUCGAUGGCGCCUAGCCAGGAGGGCUCUGGUCUGAAUGCCAGAGCCUGAGAACGAGGAAGGGAGGUUUGUGGGUUUCUCAGCUGGCAGCGCACGAUAUUCCUAAUCUCAGGGUUGUGGGUUUGAGCCCCGCCUUGGGCAAAAGAUUCCUGCCUUGCAGAGGGUUGGACUAGAGGACCGCCAAGGUCCCUUCUGAUUCUAUGAUACCUGUUCAGCUACUGUGGGGGCAGGAUGCUGUGCUAGGUGGGCCAUUCGCCAGAUUCAGCAGGCUCCUCUUAUGGAGGCCUUUUCUUGCAGCUGACCCUCCAUGCCCAGGAACAGUCUACCUGUGAAUACCAGAUAACGGGGGAACCACAGUUGCAGAAGACUGAUGCCCUCAAGUCCUGCUUGCUGGCAUAUCAUCGGCCCCUGGCCUCAUCUGCCUCUGUCUCUUUCCCCUCCUGAGCUUUGUGACAGAUAGUGGCAUUGCUCCCCCUUCCAGAACCUCGCUUGACCUAUCCAGCUGUUCCAAAGGCCAUGUCGGAAAAUGGAUCCCAGGAGAGGCUGUGGCGGUGGCAGCCUCCUCUAAGGCUAAGAAUAACCUUUCUUGCCCAAGGGCUGGCUGGCUGGGGAGGUGCGGAGAGGCCUAAAGCAGAUGAUUACUGGCUGCAUGCAGAGUCACGAAAUUGUAGAGCUGGAAAGGGACCCUGGGGUCAUCUAGUCCAACCCGCUGCAAUGC